Sinocyclocheilus rhinocerous is the source of this 714-nucleotide messenger RNA. RefSeq names its product mitochondrial pyruvate carrier 1-like. The record is from RefSeq and is a predicted model, not a curated record. The transcript is spliced from 5 exons. Gene Ontology annotation, cellular component: mitochondrial inner membrane. Lineage: Eukaryota; Metazoa; Chordata; Actinopteri; Cypriniformes; Cyprinidae. The coding region runs from base 143 to 472 and encodes 109 amino acids. Gene Ontology annotation, biological process: pyruvate import into mitochondria.
CGGCAGCGCGCCUGCGUCUCUCUCUGUGUCCUCUGCUUGACGUCGCGUAGCUGCAGCACAGCGAGCCGUGUUUACAGAGUUUACAGUGUGUGCUCCACACGGACCGAGUUCACGUCGUGAUUGUACCGUCGUCUGACUGACAAUGGCCGGAACUCUGGCGCGUAAGGCCGUGGAUCAUCUCCGCAGUAAAGAGUUCAGAGAUUAUCUCAUGAGCACACAUUUCUGGGGUCCGGUGGCAAACUGGGGCCUGCCCAUCGCCGCCAUCAGCGACAUGAAGAAGAGUCCAGAGAUCAUCAGCGGCAGAAUGACCUUCGCUCUCACCUGCUACUCGCUGCUGUUCAUGCGCUUCGCGUAUAAGGUCCAGCCCAGAAACUGGCUUCUGUUCGCCUGCCACUUCACCAAUGAAGCGGCUCAGCUCGUUCAGGGCAGCAGACUCAUCAAAUACAACAUGGAGAAGAAGAUGGCCAAGUGAUGAAUGUGCAGAGCGGUCACGGUCAUGUUUUGGAGGAGAUCCACGAAUCUGUAUGGCAACAUCUGAUCUGUUUUAACACAAUAAAUAAUCAUUCAUAUACACAGAUGAUUGGUUUUAUGCUAUUUUUCUCUGUUACACAUAUAACAUUUUAAGCCUUACAACACAGCCUCGAAGGUUAGAGUUUGUAUGUAAUGUAGAAAUAUUUGAUUAAUUUAUUUCCAUACAUAAUGCGAUCAGUGUGU